Molecule: messenger RNA, 3580 nt
Organism: Striga asiatica
Lineage: Eukaryota; Viridiplantae; Streptophyta; Magnoliopsida; Lamiales; Orobanchaceae
Source: the annotation of a GenBank genome assembly
CGGAGUUGUUUUUCGUAUUUUUCUUCCCCUCAAUUUCUCAAAAGAAUUGGGGUGGUUUUCUCGAAUUCUUUUGCUUUUCUUCCCUUUUUUUUUGCUCACAAAAAGAAUGGACUCACUGUUGAAGGGUCGUUGUCGUGGUCUCAUCCCACGAUCAAAAAUGGAGAUGAGUUGCAGUCAUUAUUUGGUGGGAACUGCUCGCCUUUACAAAUUCGAAAAAUCAAAAAUAAAAAGGAAAAACCAGAAAAAAAAAAAGCAGGUACUGUUGCAGAGCACAUAUAUAUAAAGAGAGAUGGCAUGUAAAAAAAGGGUAACUUUCAAAAAUUUAAAAAUUCCCCCAAUUUUUCAGCGGCGCCUCUCUUUUAUCCCUCCCAUCGUUAACACCGUCCGCCGCCAUCUCCCUCCUUCCUUAACUGGACCUGAUUAUUACCUGUUUCGAUUUUCAUCUCUUUUUAUAACCUCCUUUCAACUGAGCAACGAGACAAUUUUACUUUGGGCGGAACAAUUUUGCUCCCGAGAGUUGGAGAAGAAAAGGGUAAAAAAAAAAGCCUCCCGUGAACUUUUUCCAUCCAAUCGCGAAUAGGUAUUUCGAGACCAACUCAGUUAUUUGGACUUGAAUUCCACACACUGCAAAGAUUAAAACUUUCAAGUUUCAACUGUUCUAUCAGGUGGCUAAUUCCGUGCUUAUUGGCCAACAAAAAUGGAUGUAAAUGGGAAAGACGAGCUGAAGGUGCCGCUUUUGCAGCAUCCAAACGAUGUUGUCAUCAAUGUUUCGCCUCCUAAUAAGAAGUUGAGCAACAAAACCAGGACUCUAGUCUUCAAAGUGCUUGGUAUAACGUGCGCAUCCUGCGUGGCCUCCAUAGAAGCUGCUCUUGGAAAACUGGACGGCGUGCAGAGUGUAAUGGUGUCUGUGCUUCAAGGUCAGGCUGUUGUGAAGUAUGUGCCAGAAGUUGUCACUGCUAAAAUGAUUAAAGAAGCUGUGGAAGACACAGGGUUUGAAGUUGCUGAGUUUCCUGAGCAAGACAUUGCCAUGUGCAGGGUCAGACUUAAAGGAAUGGCAUGCACAAGCUGCUCAGAGUCGGUAGAACGUGCCUUAUCAAUGGUGGAUGGAGUGAAAAAAGCCAUGGUUGGUUUAGCUCUUGGAGAAGCCAAAGUCCAUUUCGAUCCAAACAUGACCAGUACUGACCACAUUCUUAAAGCAGUAGAAGAAGAUGCUGGAUUUGGAGCUGAACUUAUAAGCACUGGCAAUGACUUGAGCAAAGUACAUCUUAAGCUGGAAGGAAUCAAUUCUCUGGAUGAUUUUACUGCCAUUCAAGCUGCACUCGAGUCUUUGGAAGGCGUUAAUCACGUUGAAUUAGAUGUGGAGGAGCAUAAAUGCAUCAAGGAAGCUGGCAGUGGACCCAACUCUUAUCAAGCAACUCUUUACAAUCCACCAAGAGGAGGAGAGGCUGAGAGGCAGCACGAAGUUCUUGUUUAUCGGAAUCAAUUCAUGUGGAGUUGUCUAUUUUCAGUUCCUAUAUUUGUUUUCUCUAUGGUGCUUCCGAUGCUCCCACCUUAUGGGAAUUGGCUGGAAUACAAGGUUAUAAACAUGCUUGAUCUUGGGAUGCUUUUGAGAUGGAUCCUUUGCACACCUGUGCAGUUUAUCAUCGGAAAAAGGUUUUAUGCAGGAUCAUAUCAUGCCCUGAGGCGAAAAUCUGCAAAUAUGGAUGUUCUGGUUGCCUUGGGCACUAAUGCUGCUUACUUCUAUUCUAUAUACAUCAUGUUAAAAGCAUUGACUUCGGAUUCUUUCGAGGGACAGGAUUUUUUUGAAACUAGUUCUAUGUUAAUAUCUUUCAUCCUUUUGGGCAAAUACCUGGAGGUUUUGGCGAAAGGGAAGACAUCAGAUGCAUUAGCAAAGUUAUCAGAACUAGCACCUGAUACAGCCUGUCUUUUAACUCUAGAUGCUGAAGGAAAUGUCAUUUCUGAAACUGAAAUCGAUACACAACUCAUUGAAAAGAAUGACGUUUUAAAGAUUGUUCCUGGGACGAAGGUUCCUGUUGACGGAAUUGUUAUUGAUGGUCAAAGCCAUGUGAAUGAGAGCAUGAUUACAGGAGAAGCUCUGCCUGUAGCUAAAAGACCUGGUGAUAAGGUGAUUGGUGGGACAAUGAACGAGAAUGGGUGUAUACGCGUUAGGGCCACUCAUAUAGGUUCAGAAACAGCCUUAUCACAGAUUGUUGAGCUAGUUGAAGCUGCUCAGCUUGCCAAAGCACCUGUGCAGAAAUUGGCUGACCAAAUUUCUAAGUUUUUCGUACCAACAGUUGUCCUAGCUGCUUUUCUGACAUGGCUGGGGUGGUUUAUUCCUGGAGUAGCUGGGUUGUACCCUAGAGCCUGGAUACCCACGGCAAUGGAUGCAUUUGAGUUUGCCUUACAGUUUGGUAUUUCUGUAUUGGUGGUAGCCUGCCCUUGUGCCCUGGGGUUAGCAACUCCAACUGCAGUAAUGGUUGCCACUGGGAAGGGUGCUUCUCUAGGUGUGCUGAUUAAAGGUGGAACUGCCCUUGAGAAAGCACAUAAGGUUAAGACAGUAGUCUUUGAUAAAACCGGAACACUGACAUCUGGAAAACCAGCUGUUGUUAGUUCCGUGCUCUUCUCCGAUGUGCCAAUGGAAGAUUUUUGUGACAUGACUAUUGCUGCUGAGGCAAAUAGUGAGCACCCCAUAGCAAGAGCUGUCGUGGAGCACGCCAAAACAUUACUUCAGAAGCACGGGUCCCACCACGACCAAUUCACCGAAGUGACUGACUUCAAGGUCCACCCUGGCACUGGGGUGAGUGGCAAAAUCGGAGAUAGAGAAAUCCUGGUUGGGAACAAAAGGCUUAUGCAGCUAUUUAAUGUCCCGCUUGGCAGCGAGGUGGACAAAUACAUUUCCGAAAACGAGCGUCUGGCUCGUACGUGUGCCCUUGUGGCCAUCCAAAGAAGACCUGCUGGGGCUUUUGCUGUGACUGACCCUGUGAAGCCCGAAGCCUCUCUCGUCGUAUCUUAUCUGCAUUCGAUGGGCGUCUCGAGUGUGAUGGUCACGGGUGAUAACUGGUCUACGGCCAAUGCAAUAGCUACUCAGGUGGGCAUACGCAAAGUGUUUGCCGAAACGGACCCACUCGGGAAAGCCGACAAGAUAAAAGAGUUGCAGUUGCAAGGAACGAGCGUGGCAAUGGUGGGAGAUGGGAUAAACGACUCGCCGGCACUGGUGGCCGCUGAUGUCGGCAUGGCGAUCGGUGCCGGCACUGACGUGGCAAUCGAGGCUGCUGACAUCGUGCUGAUGAAGAGCAGUCUAGAGGAUGUGGCGACUGCCAUAGACCUCUCGCGCAAGACAAUGUCCCGAAUACGAAUGAACUAUGUGUGGGCCCUUGGCCUGCAUGGCGGCCUCAUCUAUAAGCGUGGUUUGCUCUUCGCUCCUGCUGCAGUAUUACAGGAAGCCUUUGCGUCCAGCCCUCCAUUUAGAAUUUUAGUUGUUUAUAAAGGUAUUAUACCUUUAGACCAAUCAAUGUGUGGAAGGGCCUACAUUUCAUAUCUUGAGGCGCCUCGGUCGACUGCAGCUGAUAACUGGUCAUAG